Molecule: messenger RNA, 1872 nt
Organism: Pediculus humanus corporis (human body louse)
Lineage: Eukaryota; Metazoa; Arthropoda; Insecta; Psocodea; Pediculidae
Product: UDP-GalNAc:polypeptide N-acetylgalactosaminyltransferase, putative
Exons: 10
Coding region: 1-1872 (623 amino acids)
Biological process (GO): regulation of Notch signaling pathway
Cellular component (GO): Golgi apparatus
Molecular function (GO): Notch binding
Source: RefSeq, a predicted model, not a curated record
AUGUCAAACAUAAAACGUUAUUAUUCUUUUUUGCUCGGUAUUAUUGCAGCGUCGGUUACAUGGUCUGUCGUUUUGUAUUUUUAUAUUAGACUUGGAAAUGACACAUCCAUGUAUGUUUCAAGUCAAGUUAAUUACAGUGUUCAAAAUACAAAUGAGAACCAAGUCUACAAUUCUCAAAAUAAUGAAAUUCAUCCCUAUGAAGAUGUAUUAAGUUUUUUUUACGGUAAAAAAAAGCUUUAUAAAAAUAGUGAAAAUUUAAUUCAUCAUUUGAGAGCUGUCAUUCCUGACAGUUCUAAAGAUUUAGAAAGUGAAUUGGGUCUUGUGAAAUCAAUUCAAGAUCGAAGAAAAAGAGAUGAAGGCUAUAAAAAUUUUGCUUUCAACAUUUUAGUGAGCGAUGCAAUUGGAAUUCACAGAGAAUUACCAGAUACAAGACACAAUUUAUGUAAAAAGAAAAAAUACAGUAAAAAUCUCCCUACUGCAAGUGUUAUUAUAUGUUUUUACAAUGAACAUUUUACAACACUUUUAAGAAGUAUUUAUAGUGUAUUAGAAAGAACUCCUUCAUAUUUAUUAAAAGAAAUUAUUCUCGUUAAUGAUUUUAGUGAUUUAGCUGGUCUACAUCGCAAUAUUAGUAAUUAUGUAAAUACAAAUUUUACUGACAAAGUAAAAUUAUUCAAAUCGAAAAAAAGACUAGGGUUAAUUAGGGCUAGGAUUUUCGGGUCUAGAAAAGCCAGCGGAGAUGUUUUAGUGUUUUUGGAUAGCCAUAUAGAAGUUAAUGUUAAUUGGCUUCAGCCAUUACUUAGCAGAAUUGUGGAUUCGAAAAAAAAUGUAGUCGUGCCAAUUAUCGAUAUAAUUAAUGCAGAUACUUUUAAAUACUCAUCCUCUCCUCUUGUUCGAGGUGGAUUUAAUUGGGGUUUACACUUUAAAUGGGAAAACUUGCCUAAGAGUACAUUAAAAUCAAACGAAGAUUUUGUCAAGCCCAUAUUAAGUCCCACAAUGGCCGGAGGUUUAUUUGCCAUAAAUAGAGCAUAUUUUAAAGAAUUGGGUGAAUAUGAUAAUGGAAUGAAUAUUUGGGGUGGUGAAAAUUUAGAAAUAUCUUUUAGGAUAUGGAUGUGCGGUGGUAAUUUAGAAUUGAUACCGUGUUCUCGUGUCGGUCACGUUUUUCGUAAAAGAAGGCCGUACGGUUCGCCCAACGGCGAAGACACGAUGAUGAGAAAUUCGCUCAGGGUUGCCAACGUUUGGAUGGAUGAUUAUAAAGAAUUUUUUUACAAACAACAUCCGGAGGGUAAAACUUUUCCAUUCGGUGAUAUUUCGGAUCGAUUGAAACUUCGUAAAAAACUUCAUUGUCAUUCUUUCGAAUGGUAUUUGCAAAAUAUUUACCCGGAACUCAUAUUGCCAAGCGACAACGAACAAAAAUCUAAAAUCAAAUGGAAUGCGUUAGAACAACAAAAAUUUCAACCUUGGCAUUUGAGAAAAAGAAAUUACACGGCACAAUUUCAAUUGAGGCUCUUUAACACUUCCUUAUGCGUCACGAGCGAGAGAGACGUCAAACACAAGGGAUCCCCUUUAAUAUUAAGUCCGUGCCUGAGAAGGAAAACUCAGGUUUGGUAUCAAACGGAUAAAAACGAACUCGUUUUGGCCGGGCUUUUGUGCAUGGAUGCAUCGACCCCUUAUCCGAAAAUAGGAAAAUGUCACGAAAUGGGUGAAUCGCAAGAGUGGUUGUUGAAGAAAACGAAGAAAAAUACUCUUGUGUAUAACGUUGCUGCUGGUACCUGUCUUGGAGUGAGCGAAACACCCUCAUUUCAGUCAAUGGUAUCCAUGGAAUUAUGUUCUAAAAAAACAGGGAUAAGAUGGGAAAUUAUAUCCACCGCAUAA